AUGAAUACUUUCAAUUUUGAUUUUGGUGAAGACUUACCUGCAGAUUUAGCAAAUGCAGUUAGAAAAUCUUUCUCUGAACCACAAGAUACAUUAUUAUCACGAAGUCAUAGUAGUGCAUCUCUUUCACAGACAGGUGAUAAUCACUCCCCUAUUGCAAGCAACAUUAAUUUAACAAGUAUGACUAACCCUAAUGAGAUAUUACCACUUUCAAAUUAUAAGUGUAAUAAUAGUCAUAAUAAUGAUCAACAUUCGAAUGGACAAGCUAGCAGUACCGGUGCUGUCAAUAAAGCUGACACAUUGUCUGAGUUGUCUGAAGAUCCGAACACACAAGAAGUAUCACUGCAACAACAGUCUGAUUAUCAACUUUUUAAACAUCACUAUAGUGUAGCAAAAAACACACGAGAGUCUAUCACAGACAUACUACAUGAAUUGGAUAUUAAGUCUGGUGAUUCUACAUCACCACAACCACUUUCUAUACCUUCAACUAAUAUAGUCUCAGAAAAUGCAAAUGUGUUUAGUCAAGCACUACAACAACAACAAAAUAAAUAUCCAGAAGAAGUAAUAUCACAACAAGAAAUUUUUCAACAGCAAUUAAGGAAUCCAUUUAUUGACCAGGCGGACACUAACAAUCGAAGUAAUAUGAACAUAACAAAAAAUAAAUUUGAUAAUGAUACUCAUAUAAACCCUAAAACAACAUUAGAUACGAACAUUGGUCCCAACAUAGUUAUUGACAAUAAUGCCAAUAUUAUAAAUCAAAUGACCACAAGAAGAAGUUCUAUUAAAAAUGUCCAGUGGAUAAGGCAAUUACUAAAUCCAAGAAGUUCUUUCUCCGGACCAUCACAAACUGCGAUGUCAGUUAAUAAUUCAUUUUUACAAAAGUAUAAUAUAAGUACAGAAAUUUCGCAAAAUGAUGCAUUCUCAAAGAAAGCACUAACCACAAAAUGUUGGGUUACCAUACUUAAAGAUAGUUCUAUUGAGUCUAUUAAGUCUAUGAUUGUUCUUUAUCAUUCUUUAUUAUUAACAGAGUCAAAAUAUCCAAUGUACAUUCUACAUGACUCUAGUUUAGAUGUAUCUGAACUGGGAAAAUAUAAUAUUCAUACUGUUUCUAUUCCAAGAGAAUACUUCCAAGAUGACCCGAAUUCUAUGAAUCCAAUACUAUUAACAAAUUCAAAGUACCAAUCUUUACUAGAGAAGAAAUGGUACAUUUUAGCAUUAUUUGUUUCGUUUAUCAAUACACAUUAUGAAUUGAUAUGUUACAUUACACCAACAUCCAUGAUAAUAGAUAACAUUGAUGAAUUAUUAGACGAUCGCAGCAUUAACAAUGAAAUUGAUAAUGAAACAUGUGUAUUGUUGAGUAAUGUUACUCUGAAUGAUUCAGAGGAACCCCAAUUGAUUAUCUUUAAACCAAGUAAUGAGGUGUCGAUGUGUAUUAAAGAAUAUUUCACUUUAUAUGGAGAUAACAAAGAAAAACUACACAAGAUUGAUAAGCUGUUACAAAUAACAGAUUCGCAAGUGUUGAAAGAAUUAUUUGGUGAGACUUGGGGUAACAUUUCAUCUGAUGGGUAUAUUACUGUUUUUGAGUUAGAUGAUGAAUCAUUAAACAUAAGUAAUUUUGUUCAGAAGGAUAGUGAACCAACAACUAGAAGCAAUGCAAAAAUAUUAGAUUUCAAGAACAUUGAACCAUGGAAGAUGGAAAUUUCCCAUUCCAAUACCAAUUACAAUGAGAGUGAUAGGGAUGAAAAUAAUGCUAUAAAGAAAUGGUAUCAAAUCUGGCAAGAAUUUUGGAACAUAUAUAGUAACGGAUAA
Messenger RNA from Arxiozyma heterogenica, 1806 nucleotides. It is a transcript of the gene IDS2, whose product is annotated as Ids2p. Bases 1 to 1806 code for a protein of 601 amino acids. The record is from RefSeq and is a predicted model, not a curated record. Lineage: Eukaryota; Fungi; Ascomycota; Saccharomycetes; Saccharomycetales; Saccharomycetaceae. The transcript has a single exon.